UUCCCGGUAAAACAAAAAAUCCGUUACUAAGGUCGGAGCAAACAUUAGUAAUUUAGUAACACACAAGCGAACAAAUCAAACGAUAAAAUUAUUUAUUAAAAUUAAUAUCAAAAUAUUUAAAAAUGUCUACCAGAGGAUUUGAUAUUUUUCAUACACCAAUAAAACAUACUUCAGAAAAUCAACUCAAUUUUCGAGGUGCUAAUUCACUAACAAUGUCGAAUCCAACAAAAAUGAUGACCAACGUUAAUUUUCCGGGAAAAUCAUUCACGUCGGUUGGAGUAAAACCAAAGGGCUUAUCCAUCAGGUCCCGAUCUGACUUAAACAUUGCACUGCCAGCGAAAUCACCAUCGGCUAUUAAAGUUAAUGAAGCUAAAAAAAGUACAUUAACUCUUUCUAAGGAUAAAGUAUCAAAGAAUGUACUCCAGAUACAAAAACAAGGAUUAUCCCCAAACUCCAAAUCACCACACAAAGUAGUAAGUCCAGUAUUUAAAAAACCUUUGCCACCUAAAGUCAAUACUCAAGUUUACCCACCGGCAGAAAAAUUAGCAAGCUCCUAUGGCUUCAAAGAAAAUUUUGAUCGAGUCUUACGCAGAGCCGAGGCACUCGAUAAAGAAGCUAACGAACUUUCAGCAAUUCUUAAACCUUUUAAUCGCAUCAUAAAACCUUUUGAAGACCACUUGGACCGUGAACCUUUAACUAUAGUUAUAGAAAAAGAUUAUCCUCGUUGUUCAGUUAGAAAUGAAGAUCUUACUUGCUCAGAUGUAGAAAUUCCAACUCUUCCUGACGAAGAUUAGUUAAAUAAGAAAUCCGAAUUAUUUUUAUUAAUUAUUUUUGUAUAAUACUUUUAAUUUUUAAUUUUUCAAGUUCAACUAAAUAAUAAUAAUAAUAUUUAUGAUAAAUAUAAGUUACAUAAUUUAAAUAAAAGUAUCAAAGAUAUUUAAAG
Molecule: messenger RNA, 943 nt
Organism: Cotesia glomerata
Lineage: Eukaryota; Metazoa; Arthropoda; Insecta; Hymenoptera; Braconidae
Exons: 4
Coding region: 123-794 (223 amino acids)
Source: RefSeq, a predicted model, not a curated record